Messenger RNA from Dipodomys ordii (Ord's kangaroo rat), 5080 nucleotides. RefSeq names its product maestro heat-like repeat family member 1 (gene Mroh1). The coding region runs from base 173 to 4975 and encodes 1600 amino acids. Gene Ontology annotation, molecular function: protein binding. The record is from RefSeq and is a predicted model, not a curated record. The transcript is spliced from 42 exons. NCBI's taxonomy places the organism in Eukaryota, Metazoa, Chordata, Mammalia, Rodentia, Heteromyidae. Gene Ontology annotation, cellular component: cytoplasm.
CGCGCUUUCGCCGGUUCCGGGGACGCGCCCUCGGGAAGGCUCGGCCUCGGAGAGCCCGGGAACUGCUGCUCUUGCCGAGCUGCACGGGAAGUCGAGUCCGGGGCGCUUCUCCAAGGUUGGAGAGGACACUGCACAAGUUCACACUGGGCAAGCAGAAGCUGAGACCACGGAAAUGACAGAAUCCUAUGUGAAGAAGCUGUCCUUCACCCUGCUGGAUGCCAUCACUGACAAGGACCCUGUGGUACAGGAGCAGGUCUGCAGCUCUCUCUGCUCCCUCGGAGAGGCACAGCCAGGGGAGAUGCUCCAUGCUUGUGAGAAAUACCUGCGGCAGCAUGAUAAGCUGGCCCAUCCUUACCGCGCAAUGAUCCUGAGGGCCAUGGAGACAGUCCUGAGCAGCCACAUCCACAAGCUGGACAAAGACACAGCCAGCACUGUCAUCCUCCUGGCUUCGAGUGAGAUGACCAAGACGAAGGAACUAAGCUGUGACUGGCAACAGGCUGCAAGCAAUGUCCUGGUGGCUGUGGGGAAACAGUUUGUCAACCAGGUGAUGGAGGAGGUUCUCAGGAGGUUCCAGCCUGGGGUUCUGCCUCACUGCUCAGUGCUACAGACACUUGCCAGCCUCUCAGUGUCCAAUGUUUUUGGCAUGGUCCCCUUCCUGCCGUCUAUCCUGAGCACCAUGCUGCCCAUGCUGGGCAUGGCAAAGCAGGACGCGACGAGGGUGGUGUUCUGUUGCGCUCUCCAGCACUUCAGCGAGAGCACCCUGGAGUACUUGGCCAACCUGGACCAAGCCCCGGAUCCCACCGUCAGGAAGGACGUCUUUGCCACUGACAUCUUCAGCGCCUAUGACAUCCUUUUCCACCACUGGCUGCAGAGCCGAGAUGCUAAGCUUCGGCUUGCAGUAGUGGCAGCUCUUGGGCCCAUGAGCCACCUACUGCCCAGUGAGAAACUGGAGGAGCAGCUUCCCAAGCUCCUCCCAGGAGUCCUCAGCCUCUAUAAGAAGCAUGCAGAGACUUUUCAAGUAUCCAAGAGCCUGGGCCAGAUCCUGGAGGCAGCAGUGAAUGUGGGCAGUCGUACCUUGGAGGUUCAGCUCGAUGCCCUUCUGGCGGCUCUGCAUGUUCAGAUUUGUGUGCCUGUGGAGUCCACUAGUCCCCUGGUGAUGAGCAGCCAAAAGGAAGUUCUACGCUGCUUCACGGUACUGGCCUGCUGCUCACCUGACCGCCUGCUGGCCUUUUUGCUGCCCAGGCUGGACACCAAUAAUGAGAGGCUCCGUGUGGGCACCCUACAGAUCCUGAGGCACGUCAUCAACUCAGCCGCUGCUCAAAUGCAAGUUAAGAAACCCUUCAUCCUGUCUUCCAUGAAGCUUCCUCUUCUGGACACUAACAGCAAGCCUGGGAGGCCAGGAGCCAACGGUGAGGACCAGGCGACAGACAGUGUGCGGGCCGUCAGCGUGCGCACUCUUUACCUGAUCAGCACCACGGUGGACAGGAUGAGUGACGUCCUCUGGCCGUACCUGCUUGAGUUCCUCACCCCUGUGCACUUCACCGCAGCCCUGACCCCACUCUGCAGGAGCCUGGUGCAUCUGGCUCUGAAGAGACAAGAAACGGGUGCAGAUGCCUUCUUGGUCCAGUAUGACACCCACGCAAACCUCCCAUCUCCCUACGCUGUGACCACGAGACUGCUGGUGGUGUCUUGUAGCCCCUACCUGGGGGACGGGCGGGGGGCAGCCUCCCUGCGCCUCCUGAAGGUUCUGCAUGGAAGCAUCUACCCUUCUCUGGGCCAGCGGUGGGAGACAACUGUGCCUCUGCUGCUGGAGUACCUGGAUGAGCACACUCAGGAGACACUGUCACAGAAGGAAUGGGAGGAGAAGCUGCUGGUGUUCCUGCGGGACACACUGACCGUUGUUUCUGACAACACGUGGAUUUGCCAGCUCAGCCAGGAGAUGUGCAGGCAGCUGCCCUGUUACAGCAAGACACCCCAGGAGAAGAACUUCCUGUAUAAAUGCAUAGGAACUGCCCUGGCUGCUGCUUCAAGCAAGGAGGUGGUGGGAAAACACCUCCGGGAGCUGCUGGAGACAGCCAAGUACCAAGAGGAGGCAGAGCGGGAGGGCCUGGCCUGUUGCUUUGGGAUCUGUGCCAUCGCCCACCUCGAGGACACUCUGGCACAGCUGGAGGACUUCGUGAGGUCAGACGUGUUUAGGAAGUCUACUGGCAUCUUCAGCAUUUUCAAGGAUCGAAGUGAGCACGAAGUGGAAAAAGUAAAGAGUGCUCUGAUUCUGUGUUACGGGCACGUGGCCGCCCAGGCCCCGCGAGAGAUGGUGCUGGCCAAGGUGGAGUCGGACAUCCUGCGCAACAUGUUUCAGUGCUUCAACACCAAGGUUCUGGGAAUAAAGGUAGAAACCAAGGACCCGGCCCUGAAGCUGUGCCUUGUCCAGAGCCUGUGCAUGGUCGGCCAGGCCAUCUGCAGCAGCACACAGGCCAGCUCCUUCUACUUCUCAAGGAAAGCGGAGCUGGUAGCGCAGAUGUUGGAGUUCAUCAGGGCAGAACCCCUGGAUGCCCUGCGAACACCCAUUCGGAAGAAAGCCAUGCUCACCUGCACUUACCUAGUCCACCUGGAGCCAGCGCUGGAGGAGCCUGCCCAGGCCGAGGUGAUCCACAGCUGCCUGCGCAGCGUCAUGGCCCUGCCUCCUGAGCCUCAGGAGGAGGAUGGCACCUGCCAGGAGCCCCUGUAUCUGGACACGGUCCACGCCCUGGAGGACUUGCUGACCAGCCUGCUGCAGCGCAACAUGACCCCCCAGGGCCUGCAGGUCAUGGUCGAGCACCUGAGCCCGUGGAUCAAGUCCCCGAGAGGCCACGAGCGAGCACGGGCCCUUGGCCUGAGUGCCUGCCUGCUGCAGUACUUCCUGGAGCACCUGCAAGUCAGUGCCCUGGUGCCCUUCCACAACCUGGGCCUCCUUGUCGGCCUCUUCUCCCCACGAUGUGCGGACAUGUGGCUUGCUACUCGCCAGGAGGCAGUGGGCUGUGUCUACUCCCUGCUCUACUUACAGCUGGGCUAUGAGGGCUUCUCUAGAGACCACCGUGAUGACGUGGCUGAGCGGCUCCUUGCUCUGAGAGACGGCCUCGCGCACCCGGACCCCACCAUCCUCUUCCACACGUGCCACAGCAUCGCCCAGAUUAUUGCCAGGCGCCUCCCACCUGACCAGCUCAUCAGUCUCUUGCUAACCAUGUUUGAGAGCCUGGGGGACCCUGUCAAGAACUGCUCCCGAGCAGCCACUGUCAUGAUCAACUGCCUACUGAAGGAACGCGGCAACAUGCUGCUGGAGAAGGUGCCUGAGAUUGUGAGUGUGCUGCGCUCCAAGCUCCAGGAGACCCAGGAAGACCAUGUCCUGCCGGCUGCCCAGCACAGUGUGUACCUCCUGGCCUCCCAGCACUGCGCGGCCGUGGUGUCCAGCCUCCUGGGUAGCCCUCUGCCCUUUGACAGCCACACCUGCGCCCUGUGGCGGGCACUGGCCGUGGAGCCCAGCCUCACCACCCAGGUCCUGGGGCUGCUCAUGGAGAAGAUGCGCAGGGAUGUUCCGUUCAAGGAGAGCCGGACUUUUCUGCUGGGCAGCACCCCUGACCGAGUGGCCACGCUGCUGCCCCUGGCGGCCACCUGCGCACUCUACGAGGUCAUGUCUGCGCCUGCGUCUGCGCCUGCCGUGCUUGAACUCUACCCCCAGCUUUUCGCAGCGCUCUUGCUGCGUGUCAGCUGCACUGUCGGCGUCCAGCUGCCCCGGACCCUUCAGGCCAAGGAGAGGAGGAGCACGGGCCCUGCCCGGCCGGCCAGGAACCUGGAGCCCUGCAGCUCUGCAGUGGACGCCCUACAGGCCCUGCUGCUCUGCGGAGGCAGUCGGGAUGUGGUGCAGUGCAUGGAGCAGGAGGGAGGCUGGGAGAUGCUCAGAACCCCGGCAGGACACGAGGACGGGGUCACACAGUUGGCCAGUGCCAUGGCCAGGUGUGCGGGCCCCCGGCUGCCGCUGGUGUUGAAGGCACUCACAUGCACCCAGAGCGGGGUGUACGAGGUGCAGAGGACCACCUCCACAGCCUUCCUGGCCCAGCUGCUUAGCAGCAAUGUCGUCAACGACCUCAUGCUUCUGGAGUCACUGCUGGAGAGCCUGAGAGCCCAACAGAAGGACCCUAGCGCCAGCGUGCGGCGCCUGGUACUUCGGGGCCUGGCCAACGUUGCCUCUGGCGCCCCUGACAAGGUGCCAGCCCAUGGACCCCAGCUACUGACAGCCAUGAUCAGUGGGCUGGACGAUGGGGACGACCCCCAGAGCCUGGUGGCCCUGGAAGCCAUGCUGGGGCUCGCCCGGCUGCUGGAGCUCGUGGAGCCCGGGGACCGGCGCUCGGUGCUGCUGCACACGGCCAUCCGCAUCCGGCCCUUCUUCGACAGUGAAAAGAUGGAGUUCCGGACCGCGUCCAUCCGCCUCUUUGGGCACCUCAACAAGGCCUAUCACGGCGACUGUGAGGACGUUUUUCUGGAGCAGGUUGUGGGUGGGCUGGUGCCCCUCUUGCUGCAUCUGCAGGACCCUCACACCCCUGUGGCCAGUGCCUGCCAGUUUGCCCUGUGCAUGUGCAUACCCCACCUGCAGUGUGAGGAGCUGGCAGCGGCCUUCCAGAAGCAUCUACAGGAGGGCCACAGCCUGCACUUUGGGGAGUUCCUCAACUCCACCUGCAAGCACCUGAUGCACCACUUCCCCGACCUGCUGGGCCGCCUGGUAAGCACCAGCCUGUUCUACUUCAAGAGCAGCUGGGACAGUGUCCGAGCUGCAGCGCCCCUGUUCACAGGGUUCCUGGUGCUGCACGCAGAACCUGAGCACAGGCCACAGGUGGACCUGGAGCAGCUCAUUACAGCACUGCGUCUCCUGCUGCGGGACCCAGCACCCGGGGUGAGGGAGAAGGCUGCGGAGACGCUGGGCCGCCUGGUGAAGUUUGCCUGAGGCUGGGCACGCCACGCAAGCAAGACUAGCCAGGAGUUGCAGCACACGCUCGCCUCAUUCUCAAUAAAGCCAUUUCCUCCUCAGCGCUGCUAAGAGGGGAGAGGG